GCUUCUGGGCCUCGGGCACCAGAGACUCUGCUGUUCCACCUGGAUGACAAUGAGCCUCUAAAUACGAGUAUGAUGCUGCCUGCUUGUUAAGUCAAUGAAGGGAAAGCUGACCUGCCUUCCUCCUACAAGAUUUCUAGAGUCAGAAGAGACCUGGCAGAUCAUUGGGUCCGAGCCUUUUAUUUUUUAAUCCUAUGUGAUUUCUCUUUUCAAUCUGUUUAGUCCAUUUUGAUUUAUUGAGAAGAAUUCCUAUCUAGUCCACAAAUGACUAUAACUGCAGAACAUUUGCUGGCUCUCCUUUCCCCCUCUCCACCCCCAGUUAGAAGAUCAAAUUGGAUGGGAGUGAGAGAUGAAAUGAAGAGGGGGAAGAGAACUGCACCUACACUUGCAUAUAUAAUUUCCUAAUAUUGUUGCUCCGGUGUAAGGGCUGUGGUUGCCUAAUGGAUAUAAUGGGAUGUAAUGCCUUUCUAACAACAUUUUGUCCACAAAACAAGAAUGUAUAGGAGCCCCCAGAUUCUGCAUUGCACCCUGUAUGCCCCUUGACACACUUUUGGGAUAUUUAUAGGGACUAUAAUAGCAUUUCUUAUAUCUUAACUAAUGAUGAUGAAGCAGAGAUUCUUUUCUUAAUCACUGGAUCAAAUUCCUUUCUGGUGUAAUGCUAUUGAAAGUUAUUCUUUUCCACAUCUCCUUGACAACCCUGUUUCUUCUAUUUGCUCUUCCAUGAUUAGCCAAUAAGACACUUAUGACAAGUGUUCUGGAUUUUAGACCAUGAUUUAUUUUGUGAGUUUAUUUGAGCAUUCAUUUUCCUUUACUCUUGUCAGAAAUAGUAGAAUGGUAUAUUCUACUUGCUUUCAAGGGCCUGCACAAAUUUAGGGUGUUUAGGGCACAGAAAAUGACAUCCUCAGCUGUUCCCACAACAUUUAAGCUGAAGAAUGUCAUCUAGGAGAAGGAUAAGCACUAAAACAUUGUUUUUGGGUAUGGGUUAAAAUAAAUCAAAACAGCAUAUAGAACAUACUUUUUUGCUGAUAUCAUUUUAGGAGCCCAUACCCUUGACUCCCCAAAAUAAUCCAUAUUCAUCUGGCAACAAAGAUUUUUUUACAUAUAUGGAUUUUUAUGUUUAGUACAAUGUCACCUAUCACGUGAAAGCACAAAUCUACUAAAUAGUAAAAUGAGGGAUUAAUUCCACUCAUCUGUUGACAGACACUUCUCUAAAUUGGAUCAAACUGAUUAAAGGUAUUAGAAUGACGUCUUGCAGAUCCAGAUCAAAUUAUUUGAAACUUCUAGAUUGUUUCUUCUUUGCUUGGAAGGGACCACCAGAAAUAGCUGUAGGUGCUCUUUGCCAAUUAUUUUUAUUAAUGUAUAAGUAACUUGGAAUUUUAGAUAUUACUUGCUCAAACCAUAGGUUAGGGAACUCAAGAUGGACAGACCAAGCAAUGGCUUCCUUAAAAUGAUCUUAUUCAGAGUUUUUUAACUAUCUGGAUGGUUCUUUCUAAAAUUUCUCACAAUCAAGGAAAGGAUUGAUACCGUGUAGUCUUCCAGUAUCCAACAUUACAAAGAUGGCAUUGAUGAAAAUCAAAUUUACCCAGAAGAAGAGAGUAAAACUAGCUCAGGGACUAUGGCUCAUGAACUGGUUUUCAGUGUUUGCAGGAAUCAUUGUUUUUAGCAUGGGAUUGUUCCUCAAAAUUGAGCUCCGGAAGCGAAGCGAAGUGAUGGACAACUCUGAAAGCCAUUUUGUGCCCAAUUCCUUGAUAUUGAUGGGAAUAUUAUCCUGCACCUUCAAUGGCUUUGCUGGCAAAAUUAGCUAUGAUUCUCUGGAUCCCACCAAGUUUGCAAAGUGGAAGCCUUUUCUGAAACCUUAUCUGGCAUUAAGUUUCUUUUUCAACACCCUCAUUUUUCUCACUGCCCUGGUUUGCUUUCUCAUGAGGGGCUCCCUGGAAAGUACACUAACCCAGGGGCUAAAGAAUGGCAUGAAGUUUUACAAGGAUACAGAUACCCCGGGAAGAUGCUUCAUGAAGAAGACAAUUGACAUGCUCCAAAUUGAAUUCAAAUGCUGUGGGAACAAAGGUUUCAAAGACUGGUUUGAGAUUCAGUGGAUCAGCAACAGAUACCUGGACUUCAGUUCUAAAGAAGUGAAAGAUCGAAUUAAAAGCAAUGUGGAUGGAAGAUACUUGGUUGAUGGAGUCCCCUUCAGUUGCUGCAAUCCUAAUUCCCCAAGACCAUGUAUCCAGUACCAGAUCACUAACAACUCAGCUCACUAUAGCUAUGACUAUCAAGCAGAGGAUCUCAACCUCUGGGACACCGGCUGCAAGGAUGCACUUCUGCGCUACUACACCAACAUGAUGAGUUCCAUGGGCAUUGUUGUCCUCUUCGUCUGGAUCUUGGAGGUGACAGUGAUGAUUGGUUUGCGUCUUUUGCACACUGCCCUAGAAAGCAUUGCAAAUCCUGAAGACCCUGAAUGUGAAAGUGAGGGCUGGCUUCUGCAGCAAAGCAUGAAGGAAACUAUCAAGCUCGUGUUGGACACUCUGAAACAGCUUGGUAAGACCAAUCAGGUAGAAGCAGGAGCCGAAGGCGGUGAACCGACUCCAACUGUUGCAACUGUCAGUUGAGCUUCUUGAUUGAUGUGGACUUUCACUGAAGUUAAAUGAAAAACUGAAAAUUGUGAAGAUUUACUUUUAGAAUGUAUGAAACAUCAAAAACACAUUUCUACAUACACCUUUUUAUAUAUGGCGACUGUGACACAUUGUACUUUAGAGUGAUACAUCUAUCCUCAUAGUAAGUACCUGUGAUAUUCAUUACUUCCAUGGGGCAUGAGCCCAGCUGGGUUUUCAGACUCCUACUCACUGGUUAGGGAUUGUUACAUCAAUACAUAACUACAAGCAGUUUGUUAUGCCUCAAACGGAUGUAAAUUAAAAACAAUUAGCUGACAUCAUUUUGUGAUUCUUUCCAUUUCUUUUUCUUGGAAAUAAGAAAAGAAAUUUGAAAAACCUAAUCGUUUUUUUUUAAUUCAGGUUUACAAAGGUAUUCAAACAACAUACCUUGCAUUUUUAAAGUUAAGGCAAUCUGGUUGUUCUUCUGGGGAGUACAAACAUCAGAAACCAAACUGAAGAAAUUGCAGUCAGAAACUUAUAUAAAACUUUUUAACUACUAUUUUAAGAAAUCUAUCCUGAGACAAGAUCUUUGUUAAUAUAUUAAGAGAUGGUAUUUUAUCUUAAAUUCAUAAGAUGCACAUAAUAGAGCAGAAAAAAACUGUACUGAGAAUUUAUGCACUGUGCAAAAAUUGCAGUAUUGUGGAACAGUGCAACUAACAUGACAACAUUAAGGUAAGGUUUGUGCUUACCGUUUCUCAGAUAUUUUCUGCCAAUAUAUCCUGAAUGAGCAUGGUAGAUAGUACACUGGAUCUUAUAUAUAAACAAGCAGAGGGUUGAGGGCUCCUCCUCUCAUGGGCUGAAUCAGUAAUUUGUGCAUCUGUAAUGGUUAUUCUGCAUACACCUGACCAGUUAAAAAAUGUAUGAAACGUUAAGAUAUUUUCUCCAGAGUAUGUGUGAUAACCAGCUCCAAAAACAAGACCAGAAAUAGUACCUUGGAAAUCAACACUUAAAGUACAGGAGUUUUCUAAGUUAUUGGCAAAUCCAUUCAAUUUGUCCACCAGUAGUCUAGCCCUUAGACCCUUGAGGAAAAUAAAUCUUUUCAGACUGGCCCUGAAAAGACUAGCUGGCCAGUUUUCAGUCCUUUGAUUUCCUUAACCAGUAACCACACUGAAGAAAAGCUGCUGAGGGAGACAAGCUAGGGUUCCCCUCUAGGAAUCGUCCAAUUCAUAGAGUCAGAUAUUAUUUGUAGGUGCAUUUUGAACAUACAGCACAUCCUAGAAUUAGUUGGAGGAUCCUCAAGCAGUUAUUUAUUUUAAACUCAAAAAAGUUGGAAUAAAACAUGGACUGAGUUGGCGGUGGUAUUUGGGAUCCUGUAAAGGAAUAGAACUUUAUCUUUGGUAUCUGCACAGCUGCCAGAUAAGCCCAGCUAAAGAAAAGCAAAUGGUAGAGGGCAAAACUUAGCCUAACCCUUAUUGUUAGUAGUACAAUGGCAGAGCUAAAGAUACCAGCUCAACUUUCUAAGGUUUGGGCAUCAACAUUUUAACUAUAUCUGUGCAAAAUUUUACUACUCUCUGCUUUAACUGGGAAUAUUUUCUCAGAACAUCUUUGCAGUCCAGUUGUUGCUGGUUUUCAGAUGCUAUGUCGACAGCUACCUGAUCGCUGUACAGCUAAUUAGUUUUGAUUUUCAAUCAGCUGUUUGUUUUCCCCAGCUGUAUUCCAGAGUCACAGCUACUGUAGCGGUUGUUUAAACUAAUGGACAGCUCCUCUUGUCAUGGGUAAAAGCAGAUAAUAUAACGUGAGAGCUACAGAUAUUCUGUAUGUUGAGCCAUAUCCUACAUUUUAGCAUCCAGACUAUUACAUGAAGGGGGUUUUUUUCUUGUUGUACCUUUCCAUUUCCUCGAACUGAUCUAAACAGGGUUCUUUGCUUUUGGUGUGGAAAAAAAAAUUAAAUUCUCUAUCCCUAACAAGAAGGAAACAGAAUGAGGGUGUUAACAGAAAAGCUCAUUUGCUAAACACUACUGGCUACACAUCUAGCUUUGCUGAAGGAAACUGUGCAUGGCAGAGCUGCACAACGUACACAAACUGCUUUGUUCUCAGUAAGAGAGCUACAUGACCUGCUGCUCCUCUCAGCUGGUCCACUGGCGUGGACAAGCUGUUGACAGGUGUAUCAUAUGUUCAAACCCUUCAGUCAGAAUGGUUUUCAAAGGGGAACCAGAUGGAGAAGAAUUCCGGUACAGGGAGUCCAACCUCUCUGCGUGAGCUGCCACUGUUCUGUCCCCUAUACACACCAUCAAAACUUGGGGGUGGGGGAGGAAAGAUGUAGGUUAACUGCUAAACUAGGUGUUUGGUUUAGCCUAUCACAUAUUUCCUUUACAUGUGGCUCUGUCCCAUUAUCUGUGCUUCCUAUUUUGUUCGCUACAUUGCUUAAGAGACAUAACAAACCAUCGGGGGCUUCUUCCAACACCACGCAGUCAAAAAGCCGAACCCCAAAGCAAUGGCCUCAUUGUGUUAGAUAACCUGACAGACUGUAGAAGACAAAUUUGCGUAAGGACACAAGAAUGGUAGCGUGUUACUGAAACUGGAUCUUGCGCAGAUAAAACAAAUAGUAAAUAUGCUAACAUUGUCUAUGAUGAAGCCUCCCAGUUAAUGAAGGCCUUUGUACUAUCUCAUGGUUAUUACUUGACUGUAAUAUGACAGCUUUGUAUUAUAUAACCUGUAACAUAAAAUGUAUUUGUCCACUCUCAGUCAGAAACAAGAGAAUCUGUAACAUUGUAAAUGCUGUUCUAGACAUAUUCAACUUUGCUGCUUGCAAAUGUAAAUUUAGAUAUUAAAAAGAUAC
This is a messenger RNA of Alligator sinensis (Chinese alligator), 5424 nucleotides long. RefSeq names its product peripherin 2 (gene PRPH2). Bases 1554 to 2603 code for a protein of 349 amino acids. Gene Ontology annotation, cellular component: membrane. Gene Ontology annotation, biological process: visual perception. The transcript is spliced from 4 exons. Lineage: Eukaryota; Metazoa; Chordata; Crocodylia; Alligatoridae. The record is from RefSeq and is a predicted model, not a curated record.